AUUCCUCCCCCUACUUCAUGCAGAAAUUGAGGAGAUGUCUUCGGAAGAAACAGAAAGGACAGUGGAAGGAGUGGGAGGAGGGGAGGUAGUUGGGGUUGGGGGAGAUAGUGUACCCAUCACUGUGGUAGAGGUGGAGGGUAGGAGAGUGAGGUGCUAUGAUGUAGAUGCAGACAUAGUGGAGAAGGUGAAGCAGUAUGAGUCUGAGCUCAGGACCAGGGAUAGCCUGGGGUAUUUGGUGGAGAGUUAUGAGAUCUCCUCCCGAGUGUUAAUUAGGCUAGCUAGGGUAGAGGAGAGGGCGUGUUUUGCUCCUCGGGAUCAUUGGAUGCUUGUGUAUGCCCAUUAUUUGGCAACCGGGCUUAGGUUUCUAAUUCCUGAGUUGCUAGUGGGUUUGCUGUUAGAUUACGGUAUAAGGUUGACACAGUUAGUCCCCAACGCUAUGAGGGGGGGUAGUAGGAAAGAUAAGGGGUGGUAUUAUUUCACCCCUAAGGUAGCAAAUAGAGAGAGUAGAGCGUUAUUUACUACGGGUCCUUCAUCCAUUAAAGGAUGGAAGGAAAAAUUUUUCUUUGUAGAUGAUACUGAGUGGGAGAAGGGGGAUACCGAGGUGGAGGAGUUGUCAUCCUGGAAGGCUAAGAGAACCAACCAGAAUAAGUUUAGUUUAAAUGAGGAAGAGGAGGAAGAGGUAGGGAAGUUGUUGAGGGAGGGAAGGGAUUUAGUAAAUAUCUUGUACCUCACCAAUGCAGAAUGCAUAGAAGCUGCUGAGCUUUAUGGGCCAAGCGCUUUAAGUGAAGCUGAAAUGGACAAAUUUUUGGGAGCUGCAGGAGGAGUGGCCAUCCCCAAGAAGCCAAGGAAAAGUCAAAGACUUCAACCAAGCAAGUGGAUGAGGGAUGAGUUGGAAAGGAGGGAAUCUGAAGAAGGAGCUGAGGUACGAGCUCCUGGCAAGGGAAAGGGCCUUAUUCCCCCGUCGUCCUUUCAAAGCAGCCUGUUCGAGGUGAAGAACAUGAUGGGGGCCAGGAGGUUCAUCAAUUCCACCUUCCCCAAAGUGGACAAGCAUCACGCACGGGACAAGGCUCUGAGGUACUGUGGGGCUUUAGUAGUGAAGCAUGUUUUGGAGAGCGCGAGCUGGGUUAAUGGUUUAGCUCAAGAGUUCAUGGAGAGUGUGAAGGAGCGCUCCCUCUUGCAAAGGCAGUGUGACCAACUGCAAAAGGAGAAGGAAGAGAUGGAGAAGAAAAAUAAAGAGAUGCAAGAGGUGCUAGACGAGGAGAAGGAAAUAAGGCUGAUGAAGGAGGCUUAUAUGGAGCUGAAGAAGAAUGUGCAGUUGCUGGUGCACAAUGGGAUGGAAGAGCACAUCAGCAACUUCAUCAGCUCCAGCUUGUUUGACCACAUUGUCAACAUCUAUCGACUGCCAAUUGCCAUCCUCGCCUUCACAGACUGCAGAAAGAAGGUGAAGGCUGAACUUCCGUCCUCAGUAGAGGAAGAAGGGGUAGAGGUGGAGGAAGAUGAAGUAGGGGCCGGAGUGGAAGGAACUGAAGUGGGUGAGAGCCAACUAGCUCCAGAAGUGGAGAUUCAUCCAGUUCUUUUUUACGAUGAGCAGCCUCCUCUGCCAGACGAACAGCAGCCAACACAGCCACCUUUUCCAACUGAGCAAGAGCCAGUUCAGUCACCUCCUCCAACAGAGAUAUAAUUUUUGUUUUUAUUGUAACAACAGUAAAACAAUCUGUUGUAAUACUUUUAUUAUUAUGAAUGAAAAUUUUGUUUUGAAAUCAUGUGUUGUGUUUGCUUUACCUUUUUGUUGUCUUAUAUUAAUAGAAGAACUGAGAUUACUUGAGAUAUGUUUUGAAGGAAAGUUAAUCAUUUCAAAGAUGAAAUAAAAAGAAGUUAACCAC
Molecule: messenger RNA, 1883 nt
Organism: Rubroshorea leprosula
Lineage: Eukaryota; Viridiplantae; Streptophyta; Magnoliopsida; Malvales; Dipterocarpaceae
Source: the annotation of a GenBank genome assembly